Messenger RNA from Poeciliopsis prolifica (blackstripe livebearer), 5236 nucleotides. It is a transcript of the gene slc17a6b, whose product is annotated as solute carrier family 17 member 6b. Gene Ontology annotation, biological process: synaptic transmission, glutamatergic; monoatomic anion transport; regulation of synapse structure or activity. The record is from RefSeq and is a predicted model, not a curated record. The transcript has 12 exons. Bases 176 to 1909 code for a protein of 577 amino acids. Gene Ontology annotation, cellular component: excitatory synapse; synaptic vesicle membrane. Gene Ontology annotation, molecular function: L-glutamate transmembrane transporter activity; neurotransmitter transmembrane transporter activity. NCBI's taxonomy places the organism in Eukaryota, Metazoa, Chordata, Actinopteri, Cyprinodontiformes, Poeciliidae.
CUCGCCGACUGGAUCGUCUCCUCCCUGGGCUCAGACUCCCUCCACCCUCGUUUUGUCGCUUUCCUGCCGCCCGCCGCGGCAGUCGGCCAUCCGCUGCUGUAACAUGAUGCCGAGACAGUAAAAUUAUUCUUAUUAUUAUUUUUAAAAAAAAACAGUCAACACACAAAAACUGGACAUGGAGUCCAUGAAGACAGGGGUCAAGGAAUUUGCGGGGAAGACCCUGAGUCAGAUGUACAGGGUGAUAGAAAGGAGGCAGAAGACCGGGGAGGUGAUCGAGCUGACGGAGGACGGGCGGCCUCGGGAGGCCGCGGAGAAAAAACCCCCGCUGUGCGACUGCACGUGCUUCGGCUUGCCGCGCCGCUACAUCAUCGCCAUCAUGAGCGGCUUGGGCUUCUGCAUCUCCUUCGGCAUCCGAUGCAACCUGGGCGUGGCCAUCGUGAGCAUGGUCAAUAACAGCACCGUCCACCAGAACGGCAAGAUCAUCAUCAAGGAGAAAGCUAAGUUCAACUGGGACCCGGAGACAGUGGGAAUGAUCCACGGGUCUUUUUUCUGGGGCUACAUCGUGACGCAAAUCCCGGGAGGAUACAUUUCCUCGAGGCUGGCAGCAAAUAGGGUAUUUGGUGCAGCUAUUGUCCUCACCUCCAUUCUCAACAUGUUCAUCCCCUCUGCUGCUCGAGUCCACUAUGGGUGUGUAAUUUUUGUCAGAAUAUUGCAAGGACUCGUUGAGGGAGUGACUUACCCAGCCUGUCAUGGCAUUUGGAGCAAGUGGGCUCCACCACUAGAAAGGAGUCGUCUGGCUACCCUCUCAUUUUGUGGCUCUUAUGCUGGUGCUGUGAUAGCGAUGCCUCUGGCUGGAAUCCUGGUCCAGUACACUGGAUGGUCCUCAGUGUUUUAUGUCUAUGGAUGCUUCGGCAUCUUCUGGUACAUGUUCUGGAUCCUCGUGUCUUACGAGAGCCCUGCUGACCACCCUUCCAUCACUGAUGAAGAGCGUGUCUACAUAGAAGAGAGCAUUGGAGAGAGUGCCAAGCUGAUGGGUCCAUCAGAGAAAUUCAAGACCCCUUGGAGGAAGUUCUUCACCUCUAUGCCUGUCUAUGCAAUCAUUGUGGCAAACUUCUGCAGGAGCUGGACCUUCUACCUGCUGCUCAUCAGUCAGCCUGCAUACUUUGAGGAAGUGUUCGGCUUUGAGAUAAGCAAGGUGGGCAUACUCUCUGCCCUUCCUCACUUGGUGAUGACCAUCAUCGUGCCCAUUGGCGGUCAGCUGGCCGACUACCUGCGCAGCAGGAACAUCUUGACAACAACCACUGUCAGGAAAAUAAUGAACUGUGGAGGAUUUGGCAUGGAGGCCACGUUGCUGCUGGUGGUGGGGUAUUCCCACAGCAAAGGGGUGGCAAUUUCCUUCCUUGUGCUGGCAGUGGGCUUUAGUGGAUUUGCCAUAUCAGGCUUUAAUGUGAACCAUCUGGACAUCGCUCCUCGUUAUGCCAGUAUCCUGAUGGGCAUCUCUAAUGGUGUUGGUACCUUGUCUGGGAUGGUGUGUCCUCUAAUUGUUGGUGCUAUGACAAAGAACAAGACUCGAGAAGAGUGGCAGUACGUUUUCCUGAUAGCCUCCCUGGUGCACUAUGGAGGAGUGGUCUUCUACGGGCUCUUUGCCUCUGGAGAAAAACAGCCAUGGGCCGACCCGGAACUCACUAGUGAGGAAAAAUGUGGCUUCAUUGAUGAAGAUGAGCUGGCGGAGGAGACUGGUGACAUCACCCAGAGUUACGGAGCUUUUGGGGGUGCAGCCAAAACGUACGGAGCGACCACACAGGUGAAUGGAGGCUGGGCAACCGGCUGGGAGAAGACGGAGGAGUACGUUCAAGAGGAAGCACAGGAAGGAGGCUAUGGAUACAGGCAGGAAGAAGGGUAUUCUUAGGCCAAACACAAGUGUUACAUGAGUUGACUUUGUUUCCCGAGUUUCCUGAGUACACAUCUGUUUUAGUCCUAAGAAUAUCAACAAAUGAGAAGCAAGAAAAGCUACAAUCUAUUGUCUUAUUGUUUGCACAGAAAAACCCUAAAAAAUUAUCAAUUCAGUGUAAAAAUUACUAAUAUAUAAUAUAUAUAUAUAUUUAAGGAGAAUAAUACAACAUUUGAUGACUAGAGGUGUAGCACAUAUCAAUUUGGCAGUAUGUAAAUGUACUAUUAUGCAUAUUAAUAAUAGAUAUUUAUUUGGAGUGCAGUUGUGUGUAAACCUGUACAUCUUCAUCCCAGCAGUUGAGGCUUUCUGACCACACUGAAGCCUGCACACUGGUCAGCUGAACAUUCAGUGAGCAACAUCCAAGAAGCCAGCCGCCUCAGUGUAGAGAUAUGUUAAUACAUAGCACUGUAAACAGGAAUUAAACUCUCUGUUGUUAUAGAUUGUGCUGUAUCUCUUCUGAAAAGCGUGUCCUUGCAGUGCACCAAUGUGAUUUAUUUUCCCAUCACUGGCUUUUGGAUGUGAAUGACCUAUAGAUUAGAGAUUCAACAAGUGACAAAAUGAUUUUGAUUAAUGUUUUGGUAAAACAAGAGGUUACUGAAAUGUUUUUACUUGUUGUCAAUUUGCUAACUGAGCACAUCUGCAGUUUCCGGUUUGAUUUCUGCAAACCAUUCUUACUGCUUUAUUGCAGCAAUUAUUCUGCCGAACCACAUCGAGUUGAACUAAUGCAUUCUUAAAAGAGUUGUUUCAAAUGAAACCUAGGAGAUAGAAAUAUUAAAGAGUAAAUAUAUAUGAGUUUGAGGAUUAAAUAUGCACCACAUGGGACCAAGAUGUCAAAGGUCAAACUUGGCCUUAAAAUGGGUUUGUGCAAUGAAAAGGUAAAAGAAAUGACCAAAAUCAGUAUGGAAAUAUUGAUAUCACAGGCCCAAAAACCUCAAGAUGUUUAUUACAAAUGAAAUAUAAUAUUUCCAGCAGAGCAAAGUAAAUAUGCAUACAGUUGUUGAGGAAGUAGGGAACUUUGAAUGCAUGUUGUUAGGGUUCAUACUGAAAUACAGCAGGACACCAGAGUCUAAAACUUAAUGAAACCAUAAUAUUAAACAUUCAUAACAUUCAGGGUAAUUUCUCUUUUUUAUAUUUAAGUAUUUAUAUUUCAAUAAAUUAAGGUAAAUGAGUUUCAUUAGCUAUAGAACUAUUCCAUAUAUUCUUUACAAUAUAAGGAAUUAAAUUAGAUUAAAAAAUGGUUUAAAUCUCAUGCAAUGUAAUUUUGCAUGUUAUUCAUCAUACAGUUGGAGACCAGUUGGCACAAAUCUAAAUAUUCAGAUUUUUUCCAUAAGUUUUCCCCUUUUCCAUCUUGUUGAAGGGAAACAAAUGUUGGAUGAGUUAAUAUCUUAAGAUUAAUACAGAAGUUAUGAACAUUCCUAAAUAAGUAUUUGGUAUUUGUUUACAUUUAAGCUUAAGACAUUUUACCAGAAUGAAAUAUUUUUUAUUUAUAGAAUGGAUAUACAGUUGAAGUAGCAAUCACUGCUAUGUAAAAUUUUGUUAUUUUCUUAAACUUCUGUUCUUUCUUUUUUUUUCACUAUUGAAUGGAAGUAAGAAUGGACAUUUUAUGCUUCACUGACAGUUGUAAAACUAUUGCCUUUAUGUUUGGAAAUCUGCAGAGAAGGUUUCUACAGAGCCCUCCAGGUGGCAGGAGUCGGUAUGAAAACAUCCAUCUAUUCUGUCUCCUAAGAUUCAACAGAUGUGGGAAAUAUUUUUCUGCAGUGUAGGAAGUUGAGGCUAAAUUGUUUCUUCCAAGCUCAAUAACUUUGUGUUUGUCAAACACAAACACAAAGGCAGAGAAGUGAUGUUAUGUGCUGGAAGACAUCACAAAGAACAAAGAAUGAACUCGAACCAGAAAUUAUACGUCAGACCAAAAAUUAUACAUGCAAGUGUGUUUCCAUACAUAAACCUCUGAUUACAAUUUACAAGUCUUGAACAUCCUUUGCGUUUCUCAAUGCUGGAGUUUAGAUUACUUUAAUUUUCUGUGUAUGUCUACUCCUCCACUCUGCUCUGUUGCACAUUGGCAAUCCACAGCCUUCAGAUUACUAAACAGAGAGAACAUUUUAAGAGCUUUUUCUUUGUCUCUGUCCAGGUGCCAUAUUUUUUUCCCUGGAAAGAACAAACGACAUGCAUUACAUUCACCUUUUAUUUUGUUACUACGUUUUCACUGACAACAUCUGAAUGGGGCCUACCUGAUUUAUAUUUGUGACUUGUUUGUGAAGACCUCUUGUCAGCACAAUGUAGAUGUGUGUGGAUGUGUAUUUAUGCAUGGAACAACGUGAAAUUUGUACAUAUUUGUAUGUCCAUUGUCUCUGUUUCUUUUUAAACUUGUCUUUGUCUCAGAAACUGUUACUGAUGCUUCGAUUUCUUUGCACAAUUAACCAAAGGUAUAUAAAAAAAACAAAAGAAAACAACAAAAUGAAGCUUUAUUUCAGCUGAACGUCUAAUGUUUCAAGGUAGAACAGAAACUCAAUAAUGAGGCUCCACUACAGUUAGCCAGUAGUGUGCAGGUGAUACCAAACACCCCUCAGUGUACAAAGCAAUAAAUUCAUAGUAACAGCUCUGAUCACUAGUCACACACAGUUUUGAUUUUGCAUAUUUUUUAUGCAUUUCUUUAGAAGUCGUGGUUUUAAAUGUAGAAAACAAACACUUGUAAAGAAAAUCUAUGUGUAUAAAUAUUUAGUAAUAGAGUCCAACACUAACCGCUUUGAUGAGAAAAAGUCAAUGCGUUUGUGAACGGGCUGCUCACCAGAUGAGAAUGAUAACAAAGAGCUCCACCUGAGAGGUGGACGCUCUUCUUCUUGUUUCUGAUUUUUUGCUUUGGUGUCGUCCACACUGAAUGUGUUGCUGUGCUGCUGUUCUUCCUCUCUGUUUCACUCUAUCUCUCUCUCGUUCUCUUCCAGCUUCUUUCUCUCUCUGCUCACCUCCCCGAUUUUCCUCUGCAUUUAGUUUGAUUAGUGUCUUUGAUUCAGUAGACGGACUCUCCCUCCAUCAAACCCCAUGUGUAUCCCUUCCCUUGUGCAGCAUUUCACCGUCACUAUGUUCACUGACAUUGCAGCUGAAGUCUAAACAUGCGAUUUUUGACAAAAAUGACAAAUGUGCAACAUGAAAUAGUGAGAAGUUUCCUGUUUUUGUGCCUCAAAGUUACUGGGUGAUUAUAUGCUUCUGUUGGUGUGUAAAUUGAGAGGUUUGUAGAUGUCAAAAUGAAAUAAUCUUUUUCCUUUUUUGAUAUAAAAAAAGUAAACAAAA